AUGAAGUUUCUCCAACUAGCCUCCCUCCUAUACCUCACCUCCCUCGUUACCUCCGCUCCACCGCUUGCGCCGUCGACAGACAUCUCGGUUCGCGACGCCUCCCCACUCGACCAAUUCGCGCAUCUUGAAAAGCGCAAAGGCGGCGGAGGUGGUAAAGGAGGCGGAAGUGGUUCUUCUUCCUCGGGAGGCUCUUCAAGUGGACGCACCGGGUCUGGUAGCAGUUCGGGCUCAGGGUCGUCAACACGGCCCAACGGCCAGCCAUACUCAUUUUCCCCCGCGAGCAACGUGGGUGGACGGACAAUAUCUGGCAGCGGCACGCCCAAACAGUAUGGUAAUCGAUACGCUGGGGGAGCGGUGGUGCCUUACACCGCUGGCGCAAGGAGCCCUACACUAGGCGUUGCGCCGUUCUUCAUCGGGGCUGGUGCGCUUGCUUUCUUCCCGGCACUCUGGCUUUACGGCAGUGUAUUUGCCUACCCGUAUGCUUAUCCCUACCACUGGAUCGACAACAAUGGGCAGAAUCGCACCUCGAACGUCACAUGUUUGUGUCAGCGGUAUCAAGUUUGCGGCUGUGACCCGGACAACAACUCGACCUUCUUGACCCAAGUAGUCACCAACGGUUCAACGACACCCGUUGCGCCAGUCAAUACGAGCACUGUGCGCACGGUAACGUUCGACAAUGGCACGACGAGCACCUACAUCAAUGGAAGCCUAGCCAAUGGAACGACUGCGAGCGGCGGCACCGAUCCAAGUGAUCCGAGCCAGGUCAGUCCGGCCGUGAGGUUGGCUGUGGAGAUGAGUGGCUACUGGGUCAUGGUUCUCACGGUGGCGUUAGGGAUCUGGACCGUCGCUUAG
Messenger RNA from Cladophialophora carrionii CBS 160.54, 852 nucleotides. RefSeq lists its product as uncharacterized. The transcript has a single exon. The coding region runs from base 1 to 852 and encodes 283 amino acids. The record is from RefSeq and is a predicted model, not a curated record. NCBI's taxonomy places the organism in Eukaryota, Fungi, Ascomycota, Eurotiomycetes, Chaetothyriales, Herpotrichiellaceae.